Colias croceus (clouded yellow) is the source of this 1240-nucleotide messenger RNA. It is a transcript of the gene Nubpl, whose product is annotated as iron-sulfur protein NUBPL. The coding region runs from base 217 to 1167 and encodes 316 amino acids. The record is from RefSeq and is a predicted model, not a curated record. Gene Ontology annotation, cellular component: mitochondrion. Gene Ontology annotation, biological process: iron-sulfur cluster assembly; mitochondrial respiratory chain complex I assembly. NCBI's taxonomy places the organism in Eukaryota, Metazoa, Arthropoda, Insecta, Lepidoptera, Pieridae. Gene Ontology annotation, molecular function: ATP-dependent FeS chaperone activity; 4 iron, 4 sulfur cluster binding; ATP binding. The transcript is spliced from 5 exons.
GUAGGUAUUCCGUAUUAGUCCAAAUCAGUCCAACUGUAUUAAAUAUAAGUCAGUUAUUUAAGUAUAAUAGAUUAGUUUAAUUUAAUUAAAUAUUUGGCGAUAAUAUACUUAUAAAGAUUAACAUUCCUUUUGAACUGUCUUCGCAGUACUUGUAGGAUUUGCGCAAAAGCUGAUGGUAACUGGUGAAACGUAUUAUUAAUACAAUAUAUUAUUGAAAUGAAUAUACAAAGAAUUUUACCCAAAAUACAUGGCUUCAUUUCAAAUUUAAAUACUUUUGCACCACUGUCUCAUACAAUACGGCUACAACAUGAUAAGGCUAAUAUCAAUGAACACAGAGCUAAAGUCAUGGCCCGAGGCUUGCCAGAGAAGAAACCAUUACCUGGAGUAAAAAGCAUUAUUUUGGUAGCUUCUGGAAAAGGCGGUGUAGGAAAAACUACUACAGCUGUGAAUCUCGCAUGUGCAAUGAAAGUGAUAGAGCCAGAUAAAGAGAUAGGGCUGCUGGAUGCGGAUGUGUUUGGUCCCUCCGUGCCUCUCAUGAUGAAUAUCAAUGGAGAGCCGAUGCUCAAUGAUGAUAAUCUGAUUGAGCCGCUACUCAAUUAUGGUGUUAAGUGCAUGUCAAUGGGUUUGCUGGUAUCUGGGGAGAAUGCGGUAGUGUGGCGAGGUCUCAUGGUGAUGCAGGCGCUGGAGAGGCUCACGAGGAACGUAGCGUGGGGACCGUUGGACUGUCUGGUUGUGGACACGCCCCCGGGGACGGGGGACACGCACCUGUCGCUCGCACAAAACUUGCCUAUUGAUGGGGCCAUCGUUGUAACGACGCCUCAGUCAGCAGCGUUACAAGUAACAAAACGCGGUUUGAAUAUGUUUGAAAAGCUAAAAGUUCCUAUCAUUGGUCUAGUCGAAAACAUGUCUCAUGCAAUUUGUCCCAACUGCGGCACUCGAAACUUCAUAUUCGGCAACGAAACCAAACAGACAGCUAAAGAAAUGGGCCUCGAGAUUAUAGAGAGCUUCGAGGUCGAUCCAGACAUGUCUGAAUGCAUAAAUAGCGGGAAACCAGCCAUCUAUGCCCUCCCAGACAGCAUCCACGCAGAGAAAUAUAGACACCUAGCCAAUACAGUGUUCAAAUAUAUAUCCGAUAAGGACAAUGCAGAAGCAACCGCUUCUAAGUAGUGAAUGAAAAAUGUGUAGUUGUUGAAAUUGUGUUUAUUAUUAUAUAUUUUACAAAUAAAUCUGUUAUAUAAAA